Molecule: messenger RNA, 921 nt
Organism: Aspergillus eucalypticola CBS 122712
Lineage: Eukaryota; Fungi; Ascomycota; Eurotiomycetes; Eurotiales; Aspergillaceae
Exons: 4
Coding region: 1-921 (306 amino acids)
Source: RefSeq, a predicted model, not a curated record
AUGGCUCUGAAGUGGUCACUGGCAAAUUCAAUCGAUUCUAUGUCAUUAAACUACGCUUGUCAUACUCAAGAAAUUAGCCCUCAUUCGACUCAUAAUCCUUCCGUAGGUAUCAUGUCACAUAUACCACAACGAGUAAAUCUGUCAUCAGAACGAGCCAAAGACUUUUUCCACUUCAAUAUUACAUACUAUUCACGGCGACAAUCCUCUUCUACUCAGACGACUCCAAACCACACGAUGGGUUCCUCGCAGGGAGAAAGUGAUAUCGAUUAUUCACAGGAAGAGGGUGAUAUUGAUUAUUCACAGGAUGAGAGUGACAUUAAUACUAUACAAGAAGAAAAUGUCAGCGAUCAGCAGAGUCGGGCUGUAAAAGACCUGCUGAAAGACUCACCUUUGGCCCCCGGCUGCUUCUUUUUGGGGCUUAAGAUAUGGCACCUCGGAAGAAAGAUCAAGAAGCUAACAAUGCCCGUAUAUUUCGAGAGCCAGUUGAGUGACUAUGCACUCUCUUCUACAACUUCUACAUCAAUACGGUCCAGAGUGGAUGCCAUCCUGCUGCAUACUCUGUCAGUGGCUAAGAAAUGGGCCCAAAGUGGCCAGAGCAAGCAUUUCCCGACUGAUCGAACAGAGAUCCCUUGCAUGCUAGAAUCAGUCAAAUGGAGCUACCAAGAUGAUAUCUACAUGGAGUACGCCUUUGAAGGUGAAACCUAUAGCUAUAGGCUCCCAGUGGACUAUAUGCUCUGGUACGGCAAUAGGGAAAAUUGGCAAGCAAACCUGAUUGUUAUCAGGGCAAAGCACCAGAUAAUCGAUCUGGAAGGAAGACAUAGCAAGCUGGCUCUGAAGAGGACACGCAAGAAGAAGAAUAUGGAACUACCUGUGAUGUUCCCCUCUGCUUCUUCUCGCGAGGCAGACAGUUUGACUAUCUAG